AUGGCAAAGCUUCAGAUCGUCGUCCUCUUUUCCAUUGCUGUCUUUCUAACAAUGCUUGUCGAAAGCAUAAUCGCCCUUCCCCAUGACUUGGAACAUGGAUUGGUGAUUAAUCGCCGUCCGGAGAUCUACUUCGAUGCAAAUGUCGUAGAUAAAGCCUAUCGACUCUGCUGGAUGGAAAUUCAGAAGGACAUUCUUACGGGCAGAACAAAAAGAUCUGGCUACCCAAAGUGGUAUCCCUUAUCUGGCGGUCGUCGCUACUUCUUGCCCCAUUCAGAAAGACAAAAACUCUCCAUAGGAGAAAAAUGUCUUCUUAUGAGGGGUAUUGAAGUAGUUCGACACCAAGAGAGGAUGAUGAACAAGAAGCUUUUUGGCAUAAAAAGAGGACCUGUCGAUGCUUAA
Messenger RNA from Rodentolepis nana, 399 nucleotides. The record is from the annotation of a GenBank genome assembly. NCBI's taxonomy places the organism in Eukaryota, Metazoa, Platyhelminthes, Cestoda, Cyclophyllidea, Hymenolepididae.